Messenger RNA from Cryptococcus wingfieldii CBS 7118, 1374 nucleotides. Its product is annotated as polyubiquitin. Gene Ontology annotation, molecular function: ubiquitin protein ligase binding; protein tag activity. Gene Ontology annotation, biological process: protein ubiquitination; modification-dependent protein catabolic process. The record is from RefSeq and is a predicted model, not a curated record. The transcript has 7 exons. Bases 1 to 1374 code for a protein of 457 amino acids. Gene Ontology annotation, cellular component: nucleus; cytoplasm. Lineage: Eukaryota; Fungi; Basidiomycota; Tremellomycetes; Tremellales; Cryptococcaceae.
AUGCAGAUUUUCGUCAAGACCCUUACCGGCAAGACCAUCACCCUCGAAGUCGAGUCGUCGGACACGAUCGACAAUGUCAAGUCCAAGAUCCAGGACAAGGAGGGUAUCCCCCCUGACCAGCAGCGAUUGAUCUUCGCUGGUAAGCAGCUCGAAGAUGGCCGAACUCUCUCGGACUACAACAUCCAGAAAGAAUCUACUCUCCACUUGGUGCUCCGUCUCCGUGGUGGUAUGCAGAUCUUUGUCAAGACUUUGACCGGCAAGACUAUCACUCUGGAAGUCGAGUCUUCCGACACCAUCGACAAUGUGAAGAGCAAGAUCCAGGACAAGGAAGGCAUCCCUCCCGACCAGCAGCGUUUGAUUUUCGCCGGAAAGCAGCUCGAAGAUGGUCGCACUCUCUCCGACUACAACAUCCAAAAGGAGUCUACUCUCCAUCUCGUUCUCCGACUCCGAGGUGGUAUGCAGAUUUUUGUCAAGACCUUGACGGGAAAGACCAUUACCCUCGAGGUUGAGUCUUCGGAUACCAUUGACAAUGUCAAGUCCAAGAUCCAGGACAAGGAAGGUAUUCCUCCUGAUCAGCAACGACUGAUCUUCGCUGGUAAACAACUUGAAGAUGGCCGAACCUUGUCCGACUACAACAUCCAGAAGGAGUCUACCCUCCACUUGGUGCUCCGUCUUCGUGGUGGUAUGCAGAUCUUUGUCAAGACUUUGACCGGAAAGACCAUCACUUUGGAAGUGGAGUCUUCCGACACCAUCGACAACGUGAAAAGCAAGAUUCAGGACAAGGAGGGUAUCCCCCCUGACCAGCAGCGGUUGAUCUUUGCCGGAAAGCAGCUCGAGGAUGGCCGAACCCUUUCUGAUUACAACAUCCAGAAGGAAUCCACCCUCCACUUGGUGCUCCGUCUCCGUGGUGGUAUGCAGAUCUUCGUCAAGACAUUGACUGGAAAGACCAUCACUCUUGAAGUCGAGUCCUCCGACACCAUCGACAACGUCAAGUCAAAGAUUCAGGACAAAGAGGGCAUUCCCCCCGAUCAGCAGCGAUUGAUCUUCGCUGGUAAGCAGCUUGAAGAUGGCCGAACCCUCUCGGACUACAACAUCCAGAAGGAAUCCACCCUCCACUUGGUGCUCCGUCUUCGUGGUGGUAUGCAGAUCUUUGUCAAGACUCUUACCGGCAAGACCAUCACCCUCGAGGUCGAGUCUUCCGACACCAUCGACAAUGUCAAGAGCAAGAUCCAGGAUAAGGAAGGUAUCCCCCCUGACCAGCAGCGAUUGAUCUUUGCCGGCAAGCAGCUCGAAGAUGGCCGUACUCUUUCCGAUUACAAUAUCCAAAAAGAGUCUACCCUCCACCUUGUCUUGCGUCUUCGUGGUGGCCAAUAG